AUGACCUCAUUAACGUGGGGACUGCUCUGUUUCAUUGGCAUCCUGGCACCGGGAACUCUGGGAACUUUCCCACAGUUUGGGUCACGCAACCGGCAGAUCCACUCAAUUAGUCCUUUGAUCCCACGAGUAUCCUCGCAAGUCCCUCCAAGGGUUUACCAGAGCUUUGAGGAUAUCAAAUCUAUUGAACACACCUCUGAUGAAGUACCAAGUGCUGAAACUUUUCAAGAGGUCCAGCUGGGUGGUGACACAUCCCAAGGCUACCAGCAACAGCAGGGUGCCCAACCAGGUGCCAACAACAACCUGGUGCAGGACAGGCGGAUUGCUGGCAAUAGAGCUGGUGGCACUAAUUCCAGGUUUCAUCGCUAUCAGUCCUCCCAUCAGCAGCCGCCAAAGAAAAGCCAGCCGCUCUCACAGCUGCAAGACAAAGCUGCACCGUUUGCAUCCUGGCAGCCUGCACGAGACUCGAGCAACUCUCCUGCAUCCUUCAGAGCUGAAGCAGCAACAAGAUCUAACUGCAGGAAUCGUCCUAUCGACCUGGUUUUCAUCAUAGACAGCUCCCGCAGUGUACGCCCUGCUGAGUUUGAAAAGGCCAAAGAGUUCCUGCAAGAUAUGGUGGACAGCUUGGAAAUUGGCUCAGACGCCACACGAGUCGGCCUUGUCAAUUAUGCCAGCACAGUGCAGAUUGAGUUUCUCCUCAAGACGUAUUUUGCCAAGUCUGCCUUGAAGCAGGCACUGGCCCGUGUUGAGCCCCUUGCUUCAGGCACCAUGACGGGCAUGGCCAUCAAGACUGCCAUGGAGAAAGCCUUCACAGCAGAGGCAGGGGCCCGAGGUAGUUCCAAGAACAUUGCCAAAGUAGCCAUCAUAGUGACAGAUGGGAGGCCCCAGGACAAGGUAGAGGAUGUAUCAGCCACAGCACGGGCAUCUGGGAUCGAGAUCUACGCAGUGGGAGUUGACAGAGCCGAUAUGAUGUCUCUCCGCCUCAUGGCCAGCCAACCACAUGAUGACCAUGUCUUCUAUGUGGAGACCUAUGGUGUCAUAGAGAAGCUCACUUCCAAAUUUAGGGAAACCUUGUGUGGUUUGGAUGCAUGUGCUCAGGGACAUAAUUGCCAGCACAUUUGUGUCAACAGUGGCAACUCAUACAACUGCAAGUGUCGCAAUGGCUAUGUCUUGAAUCCGGACAAGAAAACAUGCUCACGUUCAGAUUCAUGCACCCAGGGAAAUGACUGCCAACAUAUCUGUGUCAGCAAUGAUGACUCAUACACCUGCAUAUGUCGAAUGGGAUAUAUUUUGAAUGCAGACCAGAAAACAUGCUCACGUUCCGAUACAUGUACCCAGGGACACGGCUGCCAACAUAUUUGUGUCAAAAAUGGUGAUUCUCAAGUUUGCGUAUGUCGUGAGGGAUAUGCAUUGAAUGCAGACCAGAAAACAUGCUCACAUUCAGAUACUUGUUCCCAGGGACAUGACUGCCAACAUAUUUGUGUCAGCACUGAUGACUCGUUUUUCUGCAAGUGUCGAAUGGGAUAUGUGUUGAAUGCAGACCAGAAAACAUGCUCACGAUCGGCUACAUGUGCUCAGGGACACGAUUGCCAACACAUUUGUGUCAACAGUGAUGACUCGUUUAUCUGCAAGUGUCGUGUUGGAUACGUUUUGAAUGCAGACCAGAAAACAUGCUCACGCUCUGAUUCAGAUGCAUGUGCCCAAGGAAAUGACUGCCAGCACAUUUGUGUCAACAAUGGGAACUCUUACAUCUGCAAGUGUCAAGUGGGAUACAUGUUGAACAUGGAUCAGAAAACAUGCUCACGUUCAAAUGCAUGUGCUCAGGGACAUGACUGCCAGCAUAUAUGUAUCAACAACGCUGACUCAUACAACUGCAAGUGUCGAGUGGGAUACGUUUUAAAUGCAGACCAGAAAACAUGCUCACAGGAGAUGAGAAGUGAAAUAACUCAAGAUGCCUGCAUGUGUGAAGCUCAGAUUGUGUUCCAGAAAAAAGUACAGUCAACCAUUCAGGAGCUGAGCAGAAAACUUGAAGAGCUUUCAGACAAAGUGAACAUGAUUGAUGGCCAACAGCAGUAUUAAGGACAGCGAUGAAGAUGUCAGAAGACAUGUUCAGGACUAAAAAUAUAUUCAAUUCUUCUAUCCAGAGGAAGACAUUUUCAAUAAAAAUGUCUAAGAUUUGGUAGAGGUCUGCAUUGUAUUUCUCAUGCAGUAUACUGGUAGCAUUACUGUUUUAUUUUAUAAACCUGCAUUUUGCAUUCACAACACUGUCUGUUAUUACUUCUAAAUGUUUACAUAUACCUGUAUAUUUGUAAGAAAAUCUACAUUUCCUCCUGGCAGUGUAAGCCAUUGAGUUGAGACUCAAGACAAUUAGGGAAAUUAUAGAAUUGAGAGAGGUGAGAACUUCUAAAAAAAAAAAAUAAACAGUGUUAAACAUGUUAAAAGUUUACUUUCAUAAUGAAUGUCUUUGGUGGAUAAAAUGUUGUACCACAUCCUUGUUGUGUAUUCAGUGCUCUGAGAGCAUUCUUGGUCAGUGUUUUUGUGUUGUUGGUAGAACACAAAGCCUCCAUACAUAACCAUAACACAACAACUAAUCUCUGAUACAACAAGAGCUUUGUUGUUACCCCUCUGAUUGCAGCAUUAUUAUGCAGAGAAAAUACCAAAAUAAAGCCUGAUCCAAUUAACCCAAGGCAGUGUUACAUCACAGUAAAUUAGACUACUAUAAUCCUUUUCUUUGAUACCUGAAAUAUUCUUAUAUAACAGUUAUAUUGUGCAAAAUCAAUCGUAAAUAUUGUUUUGUUUGUAAGAAACAGGAACAGUUGUUUUAGGGGGAGAGGGAAAAUAGUUCAGGGAGUUCAAUAGUACUUUGCUAACUUGGUGAGUCUUGGACUAAAGUCUCUGGUAGGAGCCCUCAGAAUUAAACACCAUUUUCAAUGCAAUAACUUCUGAAAAUUGAGAGACUUUAAGUCAAGAUCCACCCGGUUUUUUCAUCCAGUUAAAACAGUGUUUCCCUGCAUGGUAUUUUCUUCAUAUAAUAGCUACACAAGGACUGUAUUUUCUACUUUGUCAUAUUGUGCAAAACUAAGUAUAAGUAUAGAGUAAUUAUGGUGUCUUUGUGUAAAACUGACAGUUUUGUGCAUACUAUGGUGCUUUUGUGACAGAAAAGACCUUGUCUGUAUAUUUUCUAUUGGGUGUAUAUUUGCACGUGAAA
Molecule: messenger RNA, 3205 nt
Organism: Epinephelus fuscoguttatus (brown-marbled grouper)
Lineage: Eukaryota; Metazoa; Chordata; Actinopteri; Perciformes; Serranidae
Product: matrilin-3-like
Exons: 12
Coding region: 1-2076 (691 amino acids)
Molecular function (GO): calcium ion binding
Source: RefSeq, a predicted model, not a curated record